Molecule: messenger RNA, 465 nt
Organism: Pochonia chlamydosporia 170
Lineage: Eukaryota; Fungi; Ascomycota; Sordariomycetes; Hypocreales; Clavicipitaceae
Product: histidine phosphotransferase HPT1p
Exons: 3
Coding region: 1-465 (154 amino acids)
Biological process (GO): phosphorylation; phosphorelay signal transduction system
Cellular component (GO): nucleus; cytoplasm
Molecular function (GO): histidine phosphotransfer kinase activity; protein histidine kinase binding
Source: RefSeq, a predicted model, not a curated record
AUGGCGCCUGCUGAGGAUAAGACUAGCGCGGAUGCAUCUGCUGAGCUCGCGUUUGGAGAUGCCAUUGAUAUGAAUACUUUUGAUCAGAUUUUGGAAAUGGACGACCCUGGAAGUGACGAAUUCAGUUCGUCAAUUGUUUUUGGCUUCUUCACACAAGCACAAGAAACAUUUGAUAAUAUGGACACAGCUCUAUCAGAGAAAGAUCUCAAGACUCUAUCAGAACUCGGCCACUUCCUCAAAGGCUCGUCAGCUACAUUGGGCCUGAUCAAGGUUAGGGACGGUUGCGAGAAGAUCCAGCGUUACGGCAAGAACGAGAAUUUGGACGGGUCUUCAGAACCCGACUCGGAGCUAUGCCUAACGCGAAUCAAGGAAGCACUCAAAACGGUCAAGACAGACUACCAAGAUGUUGAGAGGAGGUUGAAGGCGUACUAUGACAAGGGCGAGGGCAAGGACGACGAUGCUUAG